UCUUGCAUGCAAUUGCUUCCUGCUCGAGCGGCGAUCCGAUAGCCUCGCGAGCUCUCUCUUCACGAGAAGCCUUUGUCCUUCAUUAAUGCCGUCAUCUCUGGCCUUCCCUUCUCUUUCUCUCUCUUUCUCUCUCUGAAACCGACUUCAAGCCUUCGUUCACGCGCGUGUCCAUCGUCUUCUUCUUCUAUAAUGGGGAGAUUCGCGCAUCUUUGAAGGUUCCCGGCGUCGCGUCGCGUUCCGAGAUUCCGCGGGGCCGUGGGGAGGCAGGCGCGCGGAAGCGGGGUGGAGGAUGGAGAACGAGAAGAGGAAGUACCCGAUAGGGCCGGAGCACUACGCGCUGUACGAGGAGAUCGGCCAGGGCGUCAGCGCCUCCGUCCACCGCGCCCUCUGCGUCCCCUUCGACGAGGUCGUCGCCAUCAAGAUCCUCGAUUUCGAGCGCGACAACUGCGAUCUGAACAACAUUUUUCGAGAAGCGCAGACCAUGGUCUUGGUUGACCACCCAAAUGUGCUCAAAUCACACUGCUCGUUCGUUAGUGAUCACAAUUUGUGGGUUGUCAUGCCUUACAUGGCUGGUGGGUCUUGUCUCCACAUAUUGAAGGCUGCGCAUCCUGAUGGAUUUGAGGAGGUCGCCAUAGCCACCAUCCUACGUGAAGUAUUGAAGGGUUUGGAGUACCUUCAUCAGCAUGGCCACAUACAUCGAGAUGUCAAAGCUGGAAAUAUUCUUAUUGGGGCACGUGGAGCCAUAAAGCUAGGAGAUUUUGGUGUUUCUGCCUGUCUUUUUGACUCUGGCGAUAGGCAACGUGUGAGGAAUACAUUUGUGGGAACACCUUGUUGGAUGGCACCUGAAGUUAUGGAACAAUUACAUGGCUAUGAUUUCAAAGCGGAUAUCUGGUCUUUUGGUAUAACUGCUUUGGAGCUAGCCCAUGGCCAUGCUCCAUUCUCAAAGUAUCCUCCGAUGAAGGUACUGCUCAUGACUUUGCAGAGCGCACCUCCUGGCCUUGAUUAUGAAAGAGACAGAAAGUUUUCAAAGUCUUUCAAGCAAAUGAUUGCAAGUUGCUUGGUUAAGGAUCCCUCCAAAAGGCCUUCUGCUAAGAAACUCCUGAAGCAUUCUUUUUUCAAGCAAGCAAGAUCUAAUGAUUAUAUAGCACGGACUCUUUUGGAUGGUCUACCCGCCCUUGGUGAUCGUAUGCAGGCAUUGAAGAGAAAGGAAGAAGAUAUGCUAGCUCAAAAGAAAAUGCCAGAUGGGCAGAAGGAGGAAAUAUCACAGAAUGAAUAUAAAAGAGGAAUCAGCGGUUGGAACUUUAAUCUUGAUGAUGUGAAGGCUCAGGCAUCUUUGAUCCAGGAUGUUGACGAGUCUACAUCAGAUAAUAACCAGGAAGGAAGUACUACUUCUUUAUCAAUGUUAGAAGGACCUUAUAAAUUAUCUCAACCACAAGAUUUUCCCAUGGCGCAGCUUCCAGAAGUUGCUGAGAUGGAGGAUUUGCUGCCGAAUCAAUCUGCUCCUACUUUCUUUGUACAGCCAACCUCGGGUUCUAUCAUAGUUAGAUGUGAAAGAUCUGAUGAUGACUUAAGCACCACUAGUUCAAAUCAUGAACAUGUUUUCGACAAGAGUUCUUCCCCUCGUCAUGAGGAGAGAACCCAACUCAAUGAAAAGGUUGAUAUGGGGAUUGCUGGAAAGGGUAUGGAGGGUACCCCUUCUAGCCUACAACACAGAAGGGGAGGCUCUUUCGGUAUCAACAAUUUAUCAGAAAAAAGUAUUCCUUUUGGCAGAGUGGAAAGUGGGAAAUUCCAAUAUCAACCGAUAGUAUCAAAUGGCAAUGGCAUGACUGCUUCCAUGUCAGAUGAUGUGCUUUCCGACCUCCCUCCUAAAGCCAGCAGAUCUUCAGCAGCAAAUGUUGAUGAUCCUGAUGAAAAAGCAAAAGUGCCAGUUGUACAGCAAAGGGGGCGUUUUAAAGUUACAUCCGAAAAUGUUGAAUCAGAAAAGGUUGCUCCAUCUACGGUACUGCAUAAGAGUCAUAGUAUGCAGGUCUUCCCCCAACAACCUGCAACGCCUGCCUCAGCUCUGCCAUCAACAUCUGAUGCUACAUUAUCAAGCCUCUCUGGCCAUUCUCUUUUUCUAGCAUUGCACUCAGUUUUGCAGGCAAAUAUCGCUCAGAGGGAUUGCAUAUUAAGUUUAAUGAAGCAAAUUAAUUCCGCAGAAUCCACAGUGCAUGGUGCCAUUGAUUCAGAGGGCAUGCAGGCUCUUACUACUGCGACCGAGAAAUCUUUGCUCGAAGCAGCUAAUGACAGAGAGAAGGAUUUAGUUCACGAAGUGAUGGAGUUGCGAUGGAGGCUUGUGUGCACUCAAGAUGAACUUCACAAAAUUAAGACAGAAAAUACUCAAAAUCCUCAGCAAUGACUCCAGUUUGCAGAAGACAAUGGGAUGUAUGUACGUAGGGAUGUAGAAGUAUGACUAAUCGAUGCUUGCGGCUGACCUGUAAGAUAAUUUAUUCCGGAAAAUAGGUUUACGCUGAUCAGUAAAUUUAUUGGAUUACUAACUAUAAGUGCUUCUCUUUGUAAAUAAGCCUUUUCUAUCUCCUCAUUGAGUGGUGGAACAUGUAAGAGCUUUCGGCCCUUGGCCCAAGUAAUUAACAUUAUGAAUAAGGGCUUUUGAGGCACUUUAAUGUCUCUUGUACAUGAGAAACACUGGGUAGGUUGUCAAAAAAACUCGAGCCUCCCUUAUCCUCAAUUCGGCUAGAGUUGCACCGACCUGUACCAAAUCUAAGAAGUGGUUUAUAAAA
Molecule: messenger RNA, 2780 nt
Organism: Eucalyptus grandis
Lineage: Eukaryota; Viridiplantae; Streptophyta; Magnoliopsida; Myrtales; Myrtaceae
Product: serine/threonine-protein kinase BLUS1
Exons: 21
Coding region: 290-2398 (702 amino acids)
Biological process (GO): protein phosphorylation
Molecular function (GO): protein kinase activity; ATP binding; protein serine/threonine kinase activator activity
Source: RefSeq, a predicted model, not a curated record